This is a messenger RNA of Scheffersomyces stipitis CBS 6054, 1080 nucleotides long. RefSeq names its product Shy1p (gene SHY1). Gene Ontology annotation, cellular component: membrane; mitochondrion. The record is from RefSeq and is a predicted model, not a curated record. The transcript has a single exon. NCBI's taxonomy places the organism in Eukaryota, Fungi, Ascomycota, Pichiomycetes, Serinales, Debaryomycetaceae. Gene Ontology annotation, biological process: mitochondrial respiratory chain complex IV assembly. The coding region runs from base 1 to 1080 and encodes 359 amino acids.
AUGGUGCCAUUGAGGUUUUCCAGGAACUUUCAUCUCAACAAAACGACUAUCAGAACCGUCAAGACAUCCACCGUGGACUGGAAACCGAUUAUAUCUACGAAGGGAAACUUGGCAACAAUUGAGUAUCAAUCUAAGAUGCCCUUGUUGAGAAAAUUCUUCCUCGGCUUGAUGAUAGCUAUGCCUGUUAUUUCGUUUGUAUUAGGCUGUUGGCAAGUUAAGAGACUUCAGUGGAAGACAGCUUUGAUAUCCAAAUGUGAGAACGCUUUGGCGCAACCACCCAUUGAAGAAAUUCCGGCCGAGCUCGAUCCAGAUGCUAUUGUAGACUUUGAGUACCGUAGAUUCAAAUGUAAGGGACAUUUUGACUACGAUCAAGAGAUAUUCUUGGGUCCCAGAAUCAGAGAUGGCCAGUUAGGAUAUUUGGUUAUCACUCCGUUCGUCAGAACUUCUGGCGGAAAGCCUAUUUUGGUUGAAAGAGGCUGGAUUCACAAAGAUAAGGUAGUUCCAGAAACUAGAAAACAUGGCUAUUUGUCUCAUUUGGCAUUUCCUCAGGGUGAAAUCGAAAUCGAAGCCUUGUUCAGAGUGAUGCCAGUUAAGUCGUACUUACAAUUUGACCACCAAGAUGGAGCCAGACUCUUCAAUGUUCAUGAUGUGCCGGAAAUGGCCAAGCAGUCUGGCGCUUUACCUAUUUAUUGUCAGAUGAUAUAUGAUCUUAGAGACCAUGUGGACUGGAAGGGCCCCGAUGAUGCCAAAAAACCUGCUAGCAAAAGUUCGUGGUUGAAGUCGCUUGCUUUUGCUCAGAAGCAAGAGCCACAGGACGAUGCCCAUUUCAUCUCAUCUCAGGCUGAAUUCGAUCACACUUUGGAAUACCAAGAUUUUGAAUUCGUCAAGCAGGGUGUACCUAUUGCACCCACACCCAAGUUGAAGUUCAGCAAUAACCACUUGCAGUACCUUGUGACAUGGUUUGGACUUUCAAUUUGCAGCGCUGGACUUUUGAUUUACAGUUUUAUGAAGAAGGGAAGAUACCUGAGUGCUGAAAAAGUGAUUGCUGAGAAGAGAAGACAGAUGGGAAGAACAUUCUAA